Amaranthus tricolor (Joseph's coat) is the source of this 1008-nucleotide messenger RNA. RefSeq lists its product as uncharacterized. The record is from RefSeq and is a predicted model, not a curated record. The transcript has 3 exons. NCBI's taxonomy places the organism in Eukaryota, Viridiplantae, Streptophyta, Magnoliopsida, Caryophyllales, Amaranthaceae.
AUGUAUGACAGAGUUUCAACUAACAUUCACACACUGGUGGGGUUAACAAAGUCUUUCCCAGUUAAAGUGGGCCUACAUCAAGGAUCGACCCUAAGUCCUUUCAUUUUUACGAUCAUAAUAGAGGAGAUUUCUAAAUCAAUUUGGGAGACAGUACCCUGGUGCAUGCUAUUUGCGGAUGAUAUUGUGUUGGUAGGAAAAACUAAGGAGGAGGUUAAUAGAAAAUUGGAAGAGUGGAAGACAAUGCUAAGAGAUAAAGGGUUGCUCAUAAGUCGUAAGAAGACAGAAUAUUUGCGAUGCCACUUUAGUGGGACAGAGUCAAUAAGUGAACCUGAGGUGACAAUAGGCGGUGAAGUUGUUGCAUGUACGACAAAGUUCAGGUAUUUAGGAUCGGUGAUUCACAGUAAUGGGGAGAUUGAUGGAGAUGUUACUAACCGUAUACAAGCGGGGUGGCUUAAGUGGCAAGCAGCCUCUGGGGUGCUAUGUGAUAGGAAGUUUCCUAGUAGAUUAAAAGGUAAAUUUUACAGAGUUGCUAUUAGGCCUGCAAUGUUGUAUGGGACAGAAUGUUGGCCAGUAAAAAAGACGUUUGAACAUAAGAUGGAAGUUACAGAAAUGCGUAUACUGAGGUGGAUGUGUAGCCACACAAUGAUGGAUUGAAUAAGGAACUAGGAGCUCAGAGAGAAGUUAGGGGUUGCCCCUCUUUCUGCAAAGAUGCGUGAAAAUAGGUUGAGAUGGUUUGGGCAUGUGAAGAGAAAGACUAAUGAUGCCCCCGUAAGAAGAGGCGAAAGCAUCAUAGUUAAGGGUAAGAGAGGUCGAGGAAGACCUAGGAGAACCUGGGAGGAACAGAUCAAAAGGGACAUGCAUGAGUUGCAACUCUCUGCGGACAUAACCAGGGAUAGGGGAAAGAACAGUCCGUUACAUCUGAACUUGGUGCUCAUUCAAGCAAUGGCCAGGCUCUUUCGAUCACCCACUUUGGAUUCCAGUUCUAAGCAGUUUUUGGUUCGAAUGUGA